AUGGCUGGAUGCUGUGAAGCUGCUGAAAAACCAAAGAGAAACUCCAAGCUUCCAUCAGAGACUGUAGUCCUGCUGGUUCUCUGUGUUCUGCUGGCUGCUGCUCUCAUCAUUUUUAUCAGACACUCUCUGAGGACGGCCAAUCAGUCCAUCCAAACCCUGAGAGAGGAGAAUGAAGCUCUGUGGAAAAACCUCUCAGGCUGGGAGGAACAUGGAGGAAACUGUUAUUAUUUUGACACYGAUGAGCUCAACUGGACUGAGAGCAGAAGUUUCUGCAGAGAUGUUGGAGGAGACCUGGUGAAGAUCGACAGCAGAGAGGAGCAGGAGUUUCUGGUGAGAAGACUGAGAGACAAGAUGAUCAGUAUUGAAGACUGGUUCUGGAUCGGACUGACGGACUUGGAGACAGAAGGCAGCUGGUUGUGGGUGGAC
Molecule: messenger RNA, 426 nt
Organism: Austrofundulus limnaeus
Lineage: Eukaryota; Metazoa; Chordata; Actinopteri; Cyprinodontiformes; Rivulidae
Product: CD209 antigen-like protein E
Source: RefSeq, a predicted model, not a curated record